AUGGCGGAGUUCCGGGCGCUGGGGCUGGCGCCGUGGCUGGCGGAGCAGGCGAGGCAGGUGGGGCUGCUGCGGCCCACGCCCGUGCAGGCCGCCUGCAUCCCGCCCGUGCUGCAGGGCCGGGACUGCCUGGGCUGUGCCAAGACGGGCAGCGGGAAGACGGCGGCCUUCGUGCUGCCCGUGCUGCAGGUGCUCUCCGAGGAUCCCUACGGCAUCUUCUGCCUCGUGCUGACCCCCACCAGGGAGCUGGCGUACCAGAUCGCCGAGCAGUUCCGAGUGCUGGGAAAACCCCUGGGCCUGAAGGAUCGUGUGGUGGUGGGCGGCCUGGACAUGGUGGCCCAGGCCCUGGAGCUGGCCCGCAAGCCCCACGUGGUGAUCGCCACCCCCGGCCGCCUCGCCGACCACCUGCGCAGCUCCAGCACCUUCAGCCUCAGGAAAAUCAAAUUCCUGGUGCUGGACGAGGCUGACCGCCUGCUGGAGCAGGGCUGCGCGGAUUUCAGCGCGGACCUGGAGCUGAUCCUGGAGGCGCUGCCCGCGCGCCGCCAGACGCUGCUCUUCAGUGCCACCCUCACGGCCACGCUGAGCCAGCUGCGGGCCCUGGCUGCCAACAGCCCCUUCUUCUGGGAGGCUGAGGCCCAGGUGAGGACGGUGGAGGAGCUGGAGCAGCGGUACCUGCUGGUGCCCGAGGCGCUCAAGGACGCCUACCUGGUGCACCUGGUGCAGAGCUUCCAGGACCUGCACCAGGACUGGGCCAUCAUCAUCUUCACCAAAACCUGCAAGGACUGCCAGGUGCUGAACAUGAUGCUGAGGAAAUUCAACUUCCCUUCCGUGGCUCUGCAUUCCAUGAUGAAACAGAAGCAGAGAUUUGCGGCUUUGGCCAAGUUCAAGUCCAGCAUCUUCAAGAUCCUCAUCGCCACCGACGUGGCUGCCAG
Molecule: messenger RNA, 929 nt
Organism: Hirundo rustica (Barn swallow)
Lineage: Eukaryota; Metazoa; Chordata; Aves; Passeriformes; Hirundinidae
Product: probable ATP-dependent RNA helicase DDX49
Exons: 8
Molecular function (GO): RNA helicase activity; nucleic acid binding; ATP binding
Source: RefSeq, a predicted model, not a curated record